UGGCAUUGUACUGAAUUUGAAAAAAUAUAUAGACAUUCAUAUUUUCCUCUCCAAAAAUAAGUAGAAAUAAUUUUCAAUAAGAUUUUUAAAAUAAUUUUAUGAAAAAUUACUGCAGUAUUGGCAAAAUUUAUACCACAGCCUUUUAGAUUUAUUUCAGAUAAUCUCCGUAUGCACGUGCACGCUACACUUUCUUGUGAUCGUGUGUGAGGUUAGCAAGCAUUUCAAUAUUUAUUUCUGAAUCACAUGCAAUGUUUUAAUAUUUUUAGAUUUUAAUAGAAGGUUUAGAAUCUAACAAAUAAAUAUGUCUUUGAAAGAGAAAGUUUUACUUAGAAAAAUCAGAAAGCGGGAGAAAAAUAAGUUGAAUAUUCUCAAGAAAAAGGAAGACGAAACAAAGCUUACAGUUGAGGAUGUUGCUAUUCCAGCUGCAAGCAGCAGCUUGACAACACCUGAUGUCAGUGCUCCUGAAAAGAAAAGGAAAAGGAAGAAAAAGAAAGGAAGACAUGAAAAAAUGGAAGAGGAAGAUGGUAAUGAGGAGAGUCCAACCACAAAUGAGAACGGCGGUGAAGGGGAAAAUGCUCCGUUAGAUGAAAGUCAAUUGCCUGGCUCCUCAAUCGCUCUAGGCAUAUUGAGCGAUUCCUCCUUUUCAACUUUGGAAGGAAAAGUGUCUGAAGGACUAUUGAAGGCCAUUGAAGAUAUGGGCUUCAAAACAAUGACAGAGAUCCAAGCUAAGGCAAUUCCUCCAUUGUUGGAAGGAAGAGACAUAGUGGGUUCUGCUAAAACUGGAUCGGGAAAAACUCUGGCAUUCCUUAUACCAGCUAUUGAGCUUAUCACUAAACUCAAAUUCAUGCCACGAAAUGGAACUGGAAUUAUAAUAAUUUCUCCUACUAGAGAAUUAUCUAUGCAAACAUUUGGAGUUUUGAAGGAACUCAUGAAAUACAACCAUCACACGUAUGGACUAAUCAUGGGUGGAGCAAAUAGGAAAGCUGAAGCUGAAAAAUUGUCAAAAGGUAUAAAUAUAAUUGUUGCCACUCCGGGAAGACUCCUUGAUCACCUCCAAAACACACCGGACUUCCUUUAUAAAAAUCUCCAGUGUUUGAUUAUCGAUGAAGCUGACAGAAUCCUUGAUAUUGGUUUUGAAGAGGACUUGAAACAAAUCAUCAAUCUUCUUCCAAAGAGGAGGCAAACAAUGCUGUUCAGUGCUACAAAGACACCGAAAACUGAAGCGUUGACAGCAUUUGCGUUGAAGAAAGAGCCCAUCUAUGUUGGCGUGGAUGACACAAAGGAAAUGGCCACAGUUGAAGGAUUGAAACAGGGCUAUGUGAUUGUGCCCUCGGAGAAACGAUUUCUACUCCUCUUCACAUUCCUCAAGAAGAUUCGAAAGAAGAAGGCAAUGGUAUUUUUCAGCUCCUGUAUGGCUGUCAAAUUCUAUUACGAGCUGUUGAACUACAUUGACCUGCCAGUUAUGUGCAUUCAUGGCAAGCAAAAGCAAGCAAAACGAACGACAACAUUUUUCCAGUUUUGUAAUGUGGAGUCGGGAAUUCUACUUUGUACUGAUGUCGCAGCCAGAGGUCUCGACAUCCCAGCAAUUGACUGGAUUGUUCAAGUCGAUCCUCCGGAUGAUCCUAAGGAAUAUAUUCACAGAGUUGGUCGAACAGCCCGUGGCGAGGGGGGCAGAGGCAGUGCCCUUCUCAUACUGAGACCUGAAGAGCUCGGUUUUCUGCGCUACCUCAAGCAAGCCCGGGUGCCCUUAAAUGAAUUCGAAUUCUCAUGGAAUAAAAUUGCUGACAUCCAACUGCAGCUGGAAAAGUUGGUGUCGACAAACUACUACCUGAACAUGUCGGCGAAGGAAGCAUUCAAAGCGUAUGUGAGGGCUUACGACAGUCAUCACCUGAAGACCAUCUUCGACAUUGACACAUUGGACCUGACCAAGGUGGCCAAGUCAUUCGGAUUCAACGUACCCCCUGCCAUCGAUUUGAAAGUGAACGCCAGCUCAAGACCAAGGAAAAGAACUGGAGGUGGAGGAUACGGAUCUUUCAAGAACAUGAAUCAGGAAAGAAAGAAAGCAAAAUAUGUCAAUAUAAGUUGAUUUUGUGCGUUACGGAAUGUUAAAAUAUUUUACUUAAUAUAUUUCUUAUAACAAA
This is a messenger RNA of Nilaparvata lugens (brown planthopper), 2141 nucleotides long. It is a transcript of the gene pit, whose product is annotated as probable ATP-dependent RNA helicase pitchoune. NCBI's taxonomy places the organism in Eukaryota, Metazoa, Arthropoda, Insecta, Hemiptera, Delphacidae. Gene Ontology annotation, molecular function: nucleic acid binding; ATP binding; RNA helicase activity. The record is from RefSeq and is a predicted model, not a curated record. The transcript has 13 exons. Gene Ontology annotation, biological process: maturation of LSU-rRNA from tricistronic rRNA transcript (SSU-rRNA, 5.8S rRNA, LSU-rRNA). The coding region runs from base 302 to 2086 and encodes 594 amino acids. Gene Ontology annotation, cellular component: nucleolus.